AUGAUUGACAGUCUAUUCGUUCUGAAUAGUUCCGGGAAAAUCAUCAUAGAAAAGCAUUGGCGUGGCCUCAUUAACCGUCAGAUAGUCGAUUACUUUAAUGAUCAGGUUUCCAACCAAACUUCUUCCGAAGAUGUCUUGCCAAUAAUAUCAACACCCAAAUAUCAACUGGUACACGUCUAUCGCUCGGGCCUGACGUUCCUAAGCCCGGUCACUAAUGAGGUUGACGCCUUGUUGGUUCUAGAGUUUCUCCAUCGAAUUGUUGACAUUUUAGCGGAAUACUUUGGAGAGAUCGCCGAAACAUCAAUUAAAGAUAAUUUUGAUACCGUAUACCAGCUUUUGGAAGAGAUGAUGGACUACGGUAAAUAUAAUGAAUUCCGAUUAGCCCUAGAGAUAAAGAACCUUUGGUACCCAUUGAAACUUAUAACAAAAAUUCACCGUCAAGGGUCGACCGCA
Messenger RNA from Acaulospora colombiana, 453 nucleotides. The record is from the annotation of a GenBank genome assembly. Lineage: Eukaryota; Fungi; Glomeromycota; Glomeromycetes; Diversisporales; Acaulosporaceae.